AUGACUUCUUCAGAGACACCCAGCGCAUCGAAGUUGAGUCCUCAGGACUUGGCUGCCCGGGGACUUGAGGUCACCGGCAUUUCUAUAUACAAAGACACCAACGAUGACAUCAACAUGGACAGAGUACACGCAUUGUUGGCUGAAAUGAACUCAGACGUUCCUCAAGGCGGAACAGACAUUGUGUACGGAGAAAGAGAAGCUCAACGCCUUCGUCUCUGGAAACCGACUUCAAGUUCCACCAAGGCCCCUGUUAUCGUGUAUGUCCACGGUGGGAGUUGGACAAUCGGUACUUAUCUCGACUCAACGGGUUCAAAGAAAGUCAGCUACCUGAACGACCUUGGCUAUGCCUUUGCAUCGAUCAAUUACACGCUUAUCCCAAAGAUCACUGUGAAGGAGCAGGUGCAAGAGAUCGCUGACUCGAUGGCGUACUUGAUCAAGCAUUCUGAAGAGCUUGGCAUCGAUGCAGAGCGUGUAGUUCUCAUGGGCCACAGCUCAGGCGCACACGUCGUCACUUUACUGGGUACCGACCCAACCUAUGCUCAAAAGUCCGGCUUCAGCAUCUCCGUCUUCAAAGGCGUCAUCGCUCUCGACGGCUCAAACUACAACGCGCUAGCAGAAUUCUCCGACAGCACUGGUCCCAUAAUCACAAAUAUGAUCAAAGGACUAAGCGACGACCCAAAGAAAUUGGAGGACAUGUCGCCGACGCAUCACGCAGCUGCACCGAACGCGGGGGCGUUUCUGCUGCUGCAUUGUCAGAGGAAAGGUGGCAUUCGGCAGGCGGCUGAGUUGGCUGUGGCGCUCAAGGCGGCGGGGACGAGUGUGGAGUUGCGUGUUUUUGAGGGGGAGGGGUUUGAGGGGCAUCUUAAGAUGUUGUUGAGGCUUGGGGAUGGGGAUUACCCUGCGACGGGGGUUAUGGGGGACUGGCUGAGGAAAUAUGUUCCACUGUAA
Fusarium subglutinans is the source of this 948-nucleotide messenger RNA. Its product is annotated as isoprenylcysteine alpha-carbonyl methylesterase ICMEL1. Bases 1 to 948 code for a protein of 315 amino acids. The record is from RefSeq and is a predicted model, not a curated record. Lineage: Eukaryota; Fungi; Ascomycota; Sordariomycetes; Hypocreales; Nectriaceae. The transcript has a single exon.